Molecule: messenger RNA, 651 nt
Organism: Brettanomyces nanus
Lineage: Eukaryota; Fungi; Ascomycota; Pichiomycetes; Pichiales; Pichiaceae
Exons: 1
Coding region: 1-651 (216 amino acids)
Biological process (GO): autophagy of mitochondrion
Cellular component (GO): mitochondrion
Source: RefSeq, a predicted model, not a curated record
AUGGGAAAGUGCCUCACUAUCGUCAAACUCGUGGGAAUUGGCUCACUCGGUAUCGCCGGAGCAAAUUUCCUCUAUUCGGCUAAAGCUCUCAUUCCUCACUUAUUGGUCCUCGACAAUUUGAGGUCUGAAACUACUAAGAAACAGAUCACUGAUCUCAUCGUUAAGACCCGAUCCGUCUUUUGGAGUUUAGGAGCACUUGCCACUUUCUUGUUCUAUGAGGCCUUCAAAUGUUCUCCUCCUGCUGGAAAACAUCCUUACCUCAUCUACACCUCGUUGAUUGCUCCUUUGGGACUAGUCUACAAUUACUAUUGGGUAUUUGAUUCCGAAGCUAGAUUGCUCGAAUCUAGCAGUUCCGAACCGAAGAUAACCUAUAAGAAGGUUAAGAAACUUGUCAAAGUCAAGAAACCCGCUCAGGCUGAAAAAUCACCCUUGGAUAACUCUGUCUAUAGUGACCUGGGUAACGUUCCUGUUGUAGAAGAGGAAGUCGAGGUCGAAGAAGAGGUUCCCGUCCAUCAGGAACCCACUGCUUUGUCCAAUACUCAAACUAAACAUGAGUUGAGUAACUUGAAGAUUGGUUACACCUAUUCUUCGUUUAUUACCGGUUUCGGCUUUAUAUUAUCUAUCAUUGGGUUCAUCGGAGAUAGAGUCUGA